This is a messenger RNA of Sipha flava (yellow sugarcane aphid), 479 nucleotides long. RefSeq names its product histone H2B. Gene Ontology annotation, cellular component: nucleosome. The record is from RefSeq and is a predicted model, not a curated record. The transcript has a single exon. Gene Ontology annotation, molecular function: structural constituent of chromatin; DNA binding; protein heterodimerization activity. NCBI's taxonomy places the organism in Eukaryota, Metazoa, Arthropoda, Insecta, Hemiptera, Aphididae. The coding region runs from base 33 to 410 and encodes 125 amino acids.
UUGAAAUCAGAAGUUUUCACAAUCAAAGUAAAAUGGCUCCCGGUGGUAAGUCGGCUGGGAAAGCGAUGAAGAAGUCUGGCAAAGCGCAAAAAAACAUCACCAAAUCGGACAAGAAGCGCAAGCCGAAAAGGAAGGAAUCGUAUGCUAUCUACAUAUAUAAGGUGUUGAAGCAAGUGCAUCCCGACACCGGUGUUUCCUCCAAGGCGAUGAGCAUCAUGAAUAGUUUCGUCAACGACAUUUUCGAACGCAUCGCUGCCGAAUCCAGUCGUUUGGCUCAUUACAAUAAGCGUUCGACCAUCACCAGUCGGGAAAUCCAAACCGCUGUCCGUCUCUUGUUACCCGGUGAAUUGGCUAAGCAUGCCGUCAGUGAAGGUACUAAGGCUGUAACCAAAUACACCAGCUCUAAAUAAGUAAUCAAUUAAUCGCAUACAAGCACAACACCAUUCCCCCAUAUAACUCUUAAAACGGCUCUUUUCAGA